CGUGACAUCAGAAUCUCAUCUCGCGAGACUGUGACGCUUCUGGCUUAGCGUCCGAUAGGAGUCAAGGAGCGGGACAUAUAAACAGCCAUACGGAAGUGCGGACUGCUUUGUGAAAAGCGGGGUUUUGCUGGGCCACUUGGAAGGUAUUCAGCAAUAACAUAAAAGAGUAGCGUGGCUUUUAGCAGAGAAGAAGAAGAAGAGAAUGAUGAAUGAGGCACUGUCUGUUACCUGGCCCUGGGGAUUCAAGUGAACAUGCUUCGUCUGGCUUUUCCAUGAAGGGGAAUACUUUCCCCUACGUCCCACCUGUUAGCAACUUCAUACUUCUUCAAACAUGCAGGCGAUCGUUAUGCUCCUCAAUGGGCUUGGUUGGACCCUGGACAUGUUGCUUCUGUUGCUGGACUUAAAUUACUUUCUGGUUUCCUCUGUUGUAUCAGUGUUGUUUUUGACCAUUCGCUUCAUCUUCAAUCUUCCUUGGACCAUCACCAAUGGCAUUCUUCAGUUGUGCGAAUCUUUAUAUGGAUUUGUGUUUAUGGUUGGUGAUUCCUCCUGCAGCCUUGUACAGACAGUACUGGAUGUUUUGUGGGGAUGCCUUGCUGGUUUAGACAGUUUGAAGUUAAUAUGGAACUUGCUGUGCCAUCUACUAUUCCGCAGCAGAGAGCUGUUUCAUCGAGGGCUGCUGAACAUCACUGUCUAUGUACAGACUUUUCACCAUAAUUUUUGGGAAGCGUUAAGCAUCACUGGAAGUUUGGCAGCUUACUUGGUUAAUAGCCUAGUAAACAUAUGUCUUAUAGCCAUCCAAAAUGUUUUAUCUGCUGCAAUGGCUCUCUGGCUUUCCAUGGUCAAUGUGAUCUUCAUGGGAGCAGAGCUUGUAAUCAUGUUGUUGUCUCAGUUUUCCAACAGUGCUGUGGCAGUGUCAAUUCUCUUGUGGACUCCUUGUCAGCUGAUUUUAGAUGGCUUUGCCUCACUUAGUAGAGGAGUAGGAAUAAUAUUAUAUAAACACCUAUAUGCGAUUCUUUUCUUUCUGCUUCUCACCAUUAUUUGCAGAAUUAUUUUUAGACCUUCCCCUGCUGUCCGCCAGUUUCAGUUAAAAGUAAUUCAGAUGUACCGCAUUGCACUUGUGCUUGCCUGUUCACUUCUGCAUUGUGAGUUUUUGAGAAGAGUCAUUGCAAAAAGUGUGCAGAUAAUAAGAAUGUUUAGAAUAUAUGGAACAGCUCUGGUCAGAGGAUGGAAUUUGAGAAGAACUAGAAUACAAAAUCCACCUGUUAGGCCUGCCACUGUGCAGAAUCCAAUACGAAUAAGGGAGCCAAACCCAGUUCCCGCGAGGGAGCAGAAUCCACCAUUGAGACCUAGUCAGAGCUCGGUUCCUAACAGUGCACAGAACACGCAACCUGCAACCCACAUUCCUCAAGCCAGUUCAGCAUAUAAAAAAAGAGGGGAGCCCUCCCAAGAUCCAUGGAAACUUCUAAAGCAGCAGGAAGAGAGCAAGAAAUGUGUUAUUUGCCAAGAUGAGAACAAAACUGUACUACUUUUGCCUUGCCGCCAUUUAUGCCUCUGUGCCGCCUGCACACAGAUUCUUCUGCAACAGCCUGUCCAUCAGCGCAACUGCCCUCUGUGUAGGCAGAUGAUUCUGCAAACCCUAAAUGUCUACAUUUAACAAACCAGCAGUGAUUUAUUACUAUGGUGGACACUGACUAUGAUAAUACUGAAAGUCCAAAAACUGACCUAAAUGAUUGAAAUAGGUUGAACAAAUGUGAAAUAUAUAAUCUUCUGAAAUGUUUACCAGGAUGCCUUCUCUUAAGCCACUGCAGGACAUCUGUUAUGGCAAUUCCAAAGAUGCACAAGUGCAUGAUCUUCCCUACUUUCACUGUGCCUGCUGAGAUUUUAAAUAUAUCAUUGUUCUAUAAGUUUUAUUUUUUUUUCUUUGCACAAACGUGGCAUAAAAUGUCGGUAAACAUUUCUGAAUGUAGGAUGUGGCAGUGCACAACAUUGUGUCUCUGACUUUUCUGAUUACCUCAGUGUAUUAAGUGUUGUAUGCUCAUUCACUGUUUGAAAGAAAAGUUUUAAAAUGUUUUUUUUAAAUGAU
Messenger RNA from Xenopus laevis (African clawed frog), 2083 nucleotides. RefSeq names its product ring finger protein 26 L homeolog (gene rnf26.L). Gene Ontology annotation, cellular component: endoplasmic reticulum membrane. NCBI's taxonomy places the organism in Eukaryota, Metazoa, Chordata, Amphibia, Anura, Pipidae. The transcript has 2 exons. Gene Ontology annotation, molecular function: ubiquitin protein ligase activity. Bases 332 to 1654 code for a protein of 440 amino acids. Gene Ontology annotation, biological process: protein ubiquitination; ubiquitin-dependent protein catabolic process. The record is from RefSeq and is a predicted model, not a curated record.